This is a messenger RNA of Chenopodium quinoa (quinoa), 1007 nucleotides long. RefSeq lists its product as uncharacterized. Lineage: Eukaryota; Viridiplantae; Streptophyta; Magnoliopsida; Caryophyllales; Amaranthaceae. The transcript is spliced from 3 exons. The coding region runs from base 168 to 713 and encodes 181 amino acids. The record is from RefSeq and is a predicted model, not a curated record.
ACUUAUUUAUUAUUAAAACUAGUGUACUUUUGGAAUGUAGCAUAAGAUGUUUAUUAUAAGCAUAUACUUGUAUAAAAUGGUUGUACAAUUUCUGUCUUAAAUCUCCAUAUUAUUAGACAGCUAAACUAAAUUUGAAAAACACUAUCAUUACAGUCUAGAAAAAAGACAUGGCUGCAACCCAUGGAGUGCCGGCAGCAAUGGUUGGUGAUAAGAAAAAGCAAGCUACUUUCGAGGAGCUGAUAGCGGCUGGAAGGGAGAUAGCAGCUUUGGAACCAAAGGUUGAUGCACAUGAAGAAGCUAUUACUCGCGGUUUCAUUGUAAAUCAUCAUAAGAAGUUCGCCCCUUUGAAGUUAUAUGAUCAACAUAACUGGUCUGGAAGGCCAGUGCCGAGCUACCCCGAGGUUGUUGUAUAUCAGCAGCUAGACCCGCCGAUUCCAUUCAAGCACCAAGGGCCUCUUCCACAAGGGUCCAGGGGAGGAGUGGUCUAUGCUGAUGGUGUAGACUCCACUGCUCGAAAAUGGCUCGUAGCUUUUGACCUUUUAAAACAGAAGGUUUACGUAGAAGCUGGGCCAAUAGGACCCAUUGAUUGGAAUGUAGUCGAAGUCAAACUUCAAGCAUCCGGAGAUCAUAAAUAUUACGAGGACCCAGUUUUUGGGGGCAAAGCUGAAGCAAGAAACGACGGUGAUAUUGUCUUUGCAGUGUUCUCUAAUUAGGAUUACCUUGCUAAAAAGUUGUUGUAUGGACUAGCUCAAGCCUAAGGUCACGCUAUAAUUAAGCAUUUUAUAAUAAGCUACUAGUAAUCAAUAACAUAAUACUAAAAUAGACAUCAGGAAUGACACUUGUCACUUCCCGAUGCGUGGUACAGGACUUAAGUUCAUAAUAAAGUCUUCUUAAUUGUGAUACAUAUUUGUGCUAUAAAUAAAAUUGUAAUAAUGUUAUGUUUCGUUGUUAUUUUAUGAAUGUUUUUUUUAGGGGAUUUAAUGAAUGUUAUUAUCCUUAAAUAAAUG